AUGGUUCGUGGGACCAAUGGCCCCGUCCAGUGGUGGUUAGAUUUACGUACGUACGGACGGACGAUAUUUAUGAAUACCCCCAGCGAGGGUCAUAUCGGGUGGAAGUCCGGAGAUGAAUUGUUGUACAAACAGAUCCAUUUUACCAUGGGCCAUUUCCGCGGAUUUGUGCAUGGGUUGGUUGGCCGGUUACGGCAGCAGUUGGUCCACGAGUUGAUGUUUUGCACCGAUCACCCGCCCCCAGCCAUCCCGUGGGAUCAUUUGUACGAUGAUGCCACGCAGAGUGCCACCGGAUGGAGUUUUUUACAGGAUUUACGUACAUCGUGGCCGGUCCAGGGUCCGACGUGGUUCAUGGAGCGUAUCCGCCACGAGCCCCGAUUACAGCGUCAGUUUGUACAGUCCCACGGGGCCGGGUUCCGGAUGCCCGCCAUCGAUCGGUUUUUUCGAGUGGUGAGCCAGUUCCGUGAGCGGUUAAGCGUGGCCGUCCAUGUUUGUGCCGGUCAACCCAGCCGGGGUCCCGAGUUAAUGAGCAUCCGGCAUCGUAACAGUGAGCGAGAGCGCCGCAAUAUAUUCAUUGAGGAUGGCAUGGUCACAUUUGUCAGUCGAUACCAUAAGGGGUUCCAUGUGGCCAAUGAUACCAAGGUGAUUUUCCGAUAUUUACCCCGGGAGAUUGGUGAGUUGGUCAUAUGGUAUUUAUGGUUAGUAUUGCCAUUUGUGGAGCAGAUGCAGUCAUAUCAGCGGCAUAUACGGGGCGAAGCCGCCACCAUCGGUCGACGGGCCGAGUAUGUAUGGUCCCCGGAUCCCGAUCGGCAGACCGAGUGGAGUAGCGUCCGGUUACGGGAGGUAUUGAAGCGCGAGACCGCGAUUGGAUUGGAUGGGCAGAAGUUGGGAUUACAGGCAUACCGUGACAUCGCCAUCGCCAUCAGCCGGCGGUAUUUACGCCCCAGCAGUCAGUUCCAGGCCAACACCGAGGAGGAGGCCCCCGACAUUGACGACGAGACAUCCAUGGAUGAUGAUGGGAUCCGAGCAUUCAUUGCGGAUAUCCAGGCCGCGCAUUCCGCCAGCAUUGCCGGGACGCAAUAUGGCCGGAUGAUGAUGGAGAAUCCCAACACCACGGCCCGGCACCGCGAGUUAUUCCGCCAGGUGAGCCAGGAUUGGCAUUAUUUUUUAGGAUUCGAGUCCACCCGUAUCGAACAUGACCGCCGGGCCCCCGGCACCAAGCGUAAGCCCAACCCAUGGGAAGUCGAAACGGCCGAGGCCCGUACGCAGCGUCGAUAUGAUUUACACCAGACCAACAUAGACGAGGCAUUCCAGCACAUGAUGGGGAGCAACACCGUAGCAUUGCGGGGGCAACAGGGUCCCGUAUUACAAGCCAUCAAGCAUGGGGUAAGCCCCAUUGUGGCGGUCAUGCCCACCGGGGGAGGUAAGAGUGUGUUGUUUAUGUUGCCCGCGUGGGUGAGUGGCCGUGCCGGGUUAACCAUCGUGGUUGUUCCAUUGAUUGCAUUACGCGGUGACAUGGAAGCACGAUGCCAGCGAUUGGGGAUUUCAUGUGCGGUAUGGGACCCCCGACGGCCACCCGAUGGGGUAUCCAUCGUAUUGAUCACGCCCGAGAGCACCGACAGCGAUGCAUUUGCCGAUUUUGUGACCCGGCAGCGGAUGUUACAGCGAUUAGAUCGGAUUGUGGUGGACGAGUGCCAUAUGGUAUUAAGUCAACAGGAGCGAUUCCGGCCAUUAUUCCAGCAGUUGGGCAAGUUACGAACCGCAGCCACCCAGAUCGUGAUGUUGACCGCGACAUUGCCCCCCCCGCAGCGAGGAAUUAUUAUUCCAUCGGAUGCAUUGGGUCCGGGAUCAAGUGGUAUUAUAUCGGGGCCACACCAGCCGGCCCAAUAUCGCAUAUCGUGUCCAUACGAUCCCCGUAGACGAUGGAUAUGA
This is a messenger RNA of Penicillium manginii, 1929 nucleotides long. RefSeq lists its product as uncharacterized. The transcript has a single exon. Gene Ontology annotation, molecular function: ATP binding; four-way junction helicase activity; nucleic acid binding. Gene Ontology annotation, biological process: double-strand break repair via homologous recombination. Gene Ontology annotation, cellular component: chromosome; cytoplasm. The record is from RefSeq and is a predicted model, not a curated record. Bases 1 to 1929 code for a protein of 642 amino acids. NCBI's taxonomy places the organism in Eukaryota, Fungi, Ascomycota, Eurotiomycetes, Eurotiales, Aspergillaceae.